AUCAUCACUCUCUCUUACAUGUUUUAUUUAUUUUUUUCCUGUCUUAACGCCAAACAAACCACAUUUGCUUUGUUCUCUCUCUCAGACUCACACUUUUUCAUAAGCUUAUCAGGCCCAAACACCGCCAUUCUCACCUCCCUCAACCCUUAUUUUCUCCUUUUUUGUUCUCAUCAGCCAUGGCUGCUGCUUUACUGCUUUCAGUGCUCUUUCUUUCCAUGACUGGCCACUCAAGUGCCGUAUGGUGUGUGUGCAAAGAUAAUGUUGGUGAAGCGAACUUGCAGAAGGCACUGGAUUAUGCUUGUGGAAACGGUGCGGAUUGUAACCCGAUCCAUUCAAAUGGACCUUGUUUCAACCCCAACACUGUUAAAGCACAUUGCAGUUAUGCCGCCAACAGCUAUUUCCAAAGAAAAGGCCAAGCUCAAGGCUCCUGUGAUUUUGCUGGCGCUGCUGCUAUUUCUUCAACUGACCCUAGCUCUGCUGGCUGUUCUUACCCCUCCAGCGCCAGUAUCAGUAGCACCGGCACUUCGACAACUCCGGUUACUGCAACAAACCCAUCGACCACCACACCCACGAGCAUGAACCCAGGCACCAACACCCCAACAGGCACCAACACCCCAACAGGCACGACACCAUAUGGCUCAACGACGCCGACCGGAGUGUUGGGAGCAGUCGGCAACGGCUUAGGCCCAUCCGGAACCAGCACAACCAACACGGACUACAGCCACGGAGGAUUCCGGCUUCAGGCUAUUUCUUCCCUCACAACCUUGGUGUUUUCAGGCUUGAUGCUAUUGUGGGGUUAAGAACACAAAAAAACCUAUGUGAUAUUUAUCCAAGGACAUGUUAAAGAUAUCUAAGUUUUUUCUCUUCUUUUUUAGUUUUAAUCCCCACCUUAGAUGAACAUGAAGAUGGGGAUUUUAUUUCUUUUUGAGAGCAUGGUUUUAGGGGUGACCCAUCGAUGCAUUAUUAUGUUUUCUUUUUUCGUGUUUUGAUGUAAAUCUAGUUCUAGGGUUCAAGUAAAUUAUUAAGUAAAUGAGAAUUUGGCAUCACAU
This is a messenger RNA of Hibiscus syriacus, 1049 nucleotides long. RefSeq names its product PLASMODESMATA CALLOSE-BINDING PROTEIN 3-like. The transcript is spliced from 4 exons. The record is from RefSeq and is a predicted model, not a curated record. Bases 177 to 800 code for a protein of 207 amino acids. Lineage: Eukaryota; Viridiplantae; Streptophyta; Magnoliopsida; Malvales; Malvaceae.